GCGGGCACCCGGCGGUUCAGGUCGCUUCGGGAGCGGUGGGUGGAGUGGGGCACGGCGGGCGCUGCCGGGGAUGAGUGGUUGAGGGGCGUGAUGGGGGAGGCCGCCGUGGCCGCAGGGCCUUGCCCGCUGCGCGAGGAUAGCUUCACGCGCUUCUCGUCGCAGAGCAAUGUGUACGGGCUGGCGGGCGGCGCCGGCGGGCGCGGGGAGCUGCUGGCCGCCACCCUUAAAGGCAAGGUGCUGGGCUUCCGCUACCAAGACCUCCGACAGAAAAUCCGGCCGGUGGCCAAGGAGCUGCAGUUCAACUACAUUCCCGUGGACGCGGAGAUUGUCUCCAUUGACACCUUCAACAAGUCACCCCCAAAGCGGGGCCUCGUGGUGGGGAUCACGUUCAUCAAGGAUUCAGGGGACAAGGGCAGCCCCUUCCUUAACAUUUACUGCGACUACGAGCCAGGCUCUGAGUACAACCUUGACUCCAUUGCCCAGAGCUGCCUGAACCUGGAGCUGCAGUUCACGCCUUUCCAGCUGUGCCAUGCAGAGGUCCAGGUUGGGAAUCAACUGGAGACAGUGUUUCUCCUGAGUGGGAAUGACCCAGCCAUUCAUCUGUACAAGGAGAACGAGGGGCUCCAUCAGUUUGAAGAACAGCCAGUGGAAAACCUCUUCCCAGAGCUCACGAACCUGACCAGUAGCGUCCUCUGGCUUGACGUCCACAACCUCCCUGGCACAUCCCGGCGACUCUCCGCCCUCGGCUGUCAGAAUGGUUAUGUCCGAGUUGCCCACGUGGACCAGCGAAGCCAAGAGGUCCUGCAGACAUGGACAAUCCUGCAGGACGGCCCCAUCUCCCGAGUGAUCGUGUUCAGCCUCUCGGCCCCCGAGGAGACCAAGGACCCACCACAGCGGGAGGAUUACAGCGUGCUCGUGGCCAGCAUGUUGGAGCCAGCAGUGGUGUAUCGGGACCUGCUGAGCCGGGGCCUCGAGGACCAGCUUCUCCUGCCUGGCAGCGACCAGUUUGACAGCGUCCUCUGUGGCCUGGUCACCGAUGUGGAUCUGGAUGGGCAGCCCGAAGUCCUGGUGGCCACUUACGGGCAGGAACUGCUCUGUUACAAGUACUUCAGCCCAGAGUCGGGGCUCCCCGAGGCCGAGCGUGGAUUCCGCCUGCUGUGGCAACGAGGCUUCUCCAGCCCAUUGCUGGCCAUGGCGCACGUGGACCUGACCGGGGAUGGGCUCAGGGAGCUCGCCGUGGUCUCCCUGAAGGGCGUUCACAUCCUGCAGCACAGCCUGGUCCAGGCGUCGGAGCUGGUCCUGACCCGGCUUCGGCAUCAAGUGCAGCAGAGGAAACAUCAGUCACAGAGGCCUGGGGACAGGGCGGGUCCCUGGCCUGCUGAGACCCCAGCCUCCUGAGCUCCCACCCGCUGCCCACCCCAGGCCCAGGGGCAGUUCACUGGAGUAAUCGCCUCUAGCCAUCAUGGUGGGGAAGCCUCCUGAAGGGAGGCAAUGGUCUCCCCAGGCCCACCAGGAUGGUGGAGCUGGGAGCCCCUGCUCUGGCUGCCCCAUUGUGCCCUGCAGCCCUGGCUGGCGUACUCCUGUCUCUGUACUUCAGUGUCCCCGUUUGAAAACGGGAUGAUCUUACCCGACCCCCGCCCCUUCCACCCCCUAUGAGAAUUGGUCAGCCAAUGAUUAUUUAUAUGUCCAGAGGAAGCGGACUUUGAGUUGUCUUCAUUCUUUUGUUCUGGCAAGUGUUUGACACCUGCUUUGUGCCAGGCUAGGUGUUGGGUGCUGGAUUCGCCCAGAAGAAUGGAGGGAGGGGCAUAUGGAGAGAGAAAAUCCAAGGUCAGACCUAGAAGCAGAACUGAGCUGAGAUCAUAGUGUGGACCUCAGAGGACAGAAAUGAGGUUAGAAAUGAGGACCUGGCAUAAAGGCUGAAGUGAACCCAAUGUGGAAGAGAUUGUAGAAGCCAAGGAAAAGGACUGAGGUUAGACCCCAGUGGGACACUCUAGAUCUGAGGCUAGACCCCAGGGGGGCGCCCUGGAUCUGAGGCUAGACCCCAGGGGGGGGUGCUCUGCAUCUGAGAUUAGACUCCAGUGGGGAAAAUACAGAAAUUAAGCCUGAAAGGAAAGGAUACAGGUGGGAAGGACUACUGUGG
Messenger RNA from Ailuropoda melanoleuca (giant panda), 2140 nucleotides. RefSeq names its product kaptin, actin binding protein (gene KPTN). Gene Ontology annotation, biological process: actin filament organization; cellular response to amino acid starvation; negative regulation of TORC1 signaling. Lineage: Eukaryota; Metazoa; Chordata; Mammalia; Carnivora; Ursidae. The coding region runs from base 91 to 1398 and encodes 435 amino acids. The transcript is spliced from 12 exons. Gene Ontology annotation, cellular component: actin cytoskeleton; KICSTOR complex; lamellipodium. The record is from RefSeq and is a predicted model, not a curated record. Gene Ontology annotation, molecular function: actin filament binding.